UUAGUCAAGUAAAGUCUCCCUCUUGAAAACCCUAGGUCUUUGACCAAACCCAAUAUAAAAUCGAAAAGAGAACUAGAACCUCAAUUUUUCCCUGGUCUAUCGAUUGCGCCUCAGAGAGACGAAAAGCUCUACCUCUCGAGUUGCAGCCAUGGUGAACGUGCCAAAGACAAAGAACACAUACUGCAAGAACAAGGAGUGCAGGAAGCACACUCUGCACAAAGUUACUCAGUACAAGAAGGGUAAGGAUAGUCUUGCAGCCCAGGGAAAACGUCGUUAUGAUCGCAAACAAUCUGGUUACGGAGGACAGACCAAGCCUGUUUUCCACAAAAAGGCAAAAACCACAAAGAAGAUUGUGCUAAGGCUUCAGUGUCAGAGUUGCAAACACAUGUCCCAGCACGCAAUCAAGAGGUGCAAGCAUUUUGAGAUUGGUGGAGACAAGAAGGGAAAGGGAACUUCACUUUUCUAGAUGCUGGAGUCGUCUACUUAUUGCUUGUUUCUUUUCAUGUUUUAGUAUUAGAUAUGCGAUUGAAACAUAUUCUAGCUGGUGUAAUUUUGACUUAUUUCUUUUUAGAAAAAAUAUAUGCUACAUAGAAGAAUUUUGAUGUUUAUGCCAUGGCUAGUUUAGACUGCAAAAUAUUGGGUCUGUGUCAACUUUUUAACAUCGAAUAGAAACAAGUUUUGCUAA
Messenger RNA from Papaver somniferum (opium poppy), 685 nucleotides. Its product is annotated as 60S ribosomal protein L36a. The record is from RefSeq and is a predicted model, not a curated record. NCBI's taxonomy places the organism in Eukaryota, Viridiplantae, Streptophyta, Magnoliopsida, Ranunculales, Papaveraceae. Gene Ontology annotation, molecular function: structural constituent of ribosome. Gene Ontology annotation, cellular component: ribosome; cytosolic large ribosomal subunit. The transcript is spliced from 4 exons. Bases 149 to 466 code for a protein of 105 amino acids. Gene Ontology annotation, biological process: translation.